This is a messenger RNA of Grammomys surdaster, 2307 nucleotides long. It is a transcript of the gene Evi2a, whose product is annotated as ecotropic viral integration site 2A. Gene Ontology annotation, cellular component: membrane. The transcript has 2 exons. The record is from RefSeq and is a predicted model, not a curated record. Lineage: Eukaryota; Metazoa; Chordata; Mammalia; Rodentia; Muridae. Bases 1010 to 1732 code for a protein of 240 amino acids.
UUGUCAUCCCAUUGCCAACUGGACAAGUCAGUCUUUGCUUUUCCCCGUGACAUGUGUUUGAGUUGCAGCGGAAAGGAAAUGUGUCAUCUGUGGUUUGGUUUUAAAAGUGGAAAGCUAGCUGUACAUAUCCUCUUUAAAAACCCCUGCGGAUUUAAGUUUCAUAGUCUCCAAACUAUUCUACUUAAAAUAAGAAGAGAAGAACAGAAGUGGCUUAUUAAGUAAAGGUUGGGACAGAGCGCUCUGUAAGAUUUCUGUUAAAAUAAGGGAGAAAAAAAUGUCAGUUACAAAAUGACAACAGGGGUGGCCACCUUUGACUGAUAUACUUCUGAGUGCAAAAGAAGUCUUUUGCUUUCCUGAUUCUAGGCUGAGAGAAGCACUACGCCUCUGCUAUUUAGAAAGACAUAGUCAGCUACAGCAAUAGAGGGAGUCAGCCAUGCCCACAAGGCUACAUUCUAGAACCAGAAUCCUCAGGUUGCUUAACAUCAUACUGGAAAGACUAACAGCAUUUCAAAUUCUCACUUGACGUACACUCACUCUCAGGUUCCAAACCUCUACCCUACCUCUCCUACAAAAGAAAAGCCACUUGUGAUAUCUUUUUAAGCUUGAAACAAAACUUUCAAGGCCACCUUCUCCUUUACUUCAAGAUGAGGGCAUGCUUUUCAGACGGUGGACACUUCCGUAAGAAGGAGCCUUCAAAGAGGAAGCAUGAGCACAAAAGCAGAAGCAUCUGACUACAAGCUGAGGUCCAGGGUACUACCUUAAAAGGGAGAAUAUGUACAGCUAUGGUGUAAGGUUAAACAUGGUCAACAUAUUUGUAAUGCUAACUUAUAGCAUCAGAAUGUACAACAAAAUUUUUAAUUUUUAUGUACAAUCUAAGAACAGGAAUGAAAAUUCAGUUAAAAAACAAAGUAACAAAUUCACUUGAGAAGAAUCCAAUAGCAAAAGGUAGGCAUGGAUCUCUGGUGUCCUUGUGCUAUCUCAAGUACAGCCAAUUAUCUACAAUUACCACAUGUGCCAGACACUGUUCUUCCACAAACUAACAAUUGAUACUGCUGUCUCAACAGAUACCAGCAUACCUGUAGGCAUGGAGCACACAGGACAGUACCUGCAUCUUGUUUUCCUGAUGACAACAGUGUGGUCCUCAUCUCCUGGAACAAAAGCAAACUAUACACACCUGUGGGCUAACAGUAUCAAUGCCUCAGGUUCCAUUAAUCAAAACAGCACAAGAAGUCAUCUGAGUGAGAACACAAACCCUGUCACUCCUGCAGUGGGUCACAAGGUGAGUGCCACAGACAAGCCUGUAUCAUCUCCCACUGUGCCUACAUCUACACUCAAGUCCUCCACACCCUUCAAAAACUGUUCUCCAACAGCAGAGAUCAAAAGUCAGGGGGAAACUUUUAAAAAGGAAGCCUGUGAUAACACCAGCAACACAGCCAUGCUAAUUUGCUUAAUUGUGAUUGCAGUGCUUUUCCUUAUCUGUACCUUUCUGUUUCUAUCAACUGUGGUUCUGGCAAACAAAGUCUCAUCUCUCAGAAGGUCAAAGCAAGUAGGCAAGCGCCAGCCUCGGAGCAAUGGUGACUUUCUGGCAAGCAGUGGGCUCUGGACUGCUGAAUCGGACACUUGGAAAAGAGCAAAGGAGCUCACAGGCCCAAACCUCCUGAUGCAAUCCACUGGUGUGCUUACAGCUGCCAGGGAAAGGAAGCAUGAAGAAGGAACUGAAAAACUCAACUAGGCCAUGGUCUGGAAAGGGAAAUACAAAGCAGCAACGAGGAAGGCUGAGUUAAAAAUAAAGCUGGCUGGUGGUAUUUCACAUCCGUGUUUGCUCAGAUGAUCAAAAGUCUGACAUGCUGUUUGUUUAGCAUCAAACAGACCAGGAAGGGAGAUGUAUGCCUGCUGAAGUUUUAUUUCUGUUUCAUAUUUCAUAUAUUUGGAGAAAAUAAAACAACAGAAGCGGAAGAAACUAAUAGAAAUAACAUGAAGUAACUAAAUACUCCUGUUCUGCAGUGAAUGACCUCUGUAUGAAUGUACUUGAACUUGGAAGAGUUCUAUUAAGCCCUUAUAGCCAAGCAGAUGCCACAAUGCCUAGCAGAAGUCAAAUUCCUAACGUGUAGAAUUCAACUGUGUAAUGCAAUGGUACAUUCUCACUGGAUAAGAUAGAACCUGUACCAGUUGGUAUCUUAGCACAGCUAAUGUUAGGCUACAUCUCUUUACCUUUACAUAUGGCACAAGACAAAAGUGCUUUUCACCUACACAUAACACAUUAAAAUUUAAUUUUGUACAAUAAAUGAAGACAGACUUUAGAACAAA